Molecule: messenger RNA, 1982 nt
Organism: Cucumis melo (muskmelon)
Lineage: Eukaryota; Viridiplantae; Streptophyta; Magnoliopsida; Cucurbitales; Cucurbitaceae
Product: mitogen-activated protein kinase 7
Exons: 3
Coding region: 574-1689 (371 amino acids)
Biological process (GO): intracellular signal transduction; protein phosphorylation
Cellular component (GO): cytoplasm; nucleus
Molecular function (GO): ATP binding; MAP kinase activity
Source: RefSeq, a predicted model, not a curated record
CAAAUAAAUAAACAAAACUUUCCUUUUCCAAUUCCUUGUAGCCGUCGGACUGUGCUCCGCCUGCGCGGGAGUUAGCUUCUAUAAAUCCCGCCUCAGCCUUCAAACCCAUCCGAUCUCCUCUCUCUCUCUCUCUCUCUCUCUCUCUCUCUCUCUCUCUCUCUCUAUGCCAUUCUGUUUACCUUUUUCCUUUUACAUCUCUCUCUCUCUCUUCUUCCUCAACUUCAUCUCUCAUUCCGCUGUUUCUCUAAACUUCUAUAAUUUGAUGGUGAUGCGUCUCUUCUUCUCUCACUAAGUUUUAAGCCUCCUUUCGCUUUCUUUCCACUUUUCUCGUGGUGGGUUUGCGAAAUCUUUUUCUGGGUCAAACAAUUUUCCCCUUCUCCUUUACCCUACCCAAUUUCAUUGCUAGAUCAAAAACCCCAACUUUCCGUUACCAAAUUUUCCGACGAAACUCCUUAGGAUUAUUGACAUUUGGAUGAUCGGUGGAUAAGACCUCAAUACGUGCACGAAAUUGGAAACAGAUCACUCUUUCAGACUUUCUUUUCCUCGAUCAUAAAGAGUUGCGGCGACAAGUAUAUGGCUACGUUUGUGGAGCCACCGAACGGAAUCAGAUCGAUGGGAAAGCAUUACUAUACAAUGUGGCAAACUCUGUUUGAAGUUGAUACUAAAUAUGUCCCAAUCAAGCCGAUUGGGCGAGGUGCUUAUGGUGUUGUGUGUUCUUCGAUUAACCGAGAGACUAACGAGAAAGUGGCGAUCAAGAAAAUUCAUAAUGUGUUUGAGAAUCGUACGGACGCCAUGAGAACACUGAGAGAGCUGAAGCUUUUGAGGCAUAUACGACAUGAGAAUGUGAUUGCUUUGAAGGAUGUGAUGAUGCCAAUUCAUAGGAAAAACUUUAAAGAUGUUUAUUUGGUUUAUGAACUCAUGGAUACAGAUCUUCAUCAGAUUAUCAAGUCCCCUCAGCCACUCUCCCAUGAUCAUUGCAAGUACUUUAUCUAUCAGUUGCUUUGCGGGUUGCAGCAUCUUCAUUCAGCUAACAUUCUUCACCGGGACUUGAAGCCCGGGAACCUCCUUGUCAAUGCUAACUGUGAUCUUAAGAUAUGCGAUUUUGGGUUAGCACGAACUAGCAUGGGCCAUGAUCAGUUCAUGACUGAGUAUGUUGUUACUCGCUGGUAUCGGGCUCCAGAACUUCUUCUCUGCUGUGACAACUAUGGGACUUCCAUUGAUGUAUGGUCUGUGGGAUGCAUCUUUGCUGAGAUUCUUGGUCGGCAACCUAUCUUCCCAGGGACGGAGUGCCUCAACCAACUUAACUUAAUCAUCACCAUUCUCGGUAGUCCGAAGGAAGCAGAUGUUCAGUUCAUUGACAAUGUAAAGGCCAGAAAUUAUAUCAAGUCAUUGCCCUUCUCAAGAGGAAUACGCCUUUCGCAUCUUUAUCCACAAGCUGAACCUUUAGCUAUAGACUUGUUACAGAAGAUGCUUGUGUUUGAUCCAACUAAGAGAAUUACCGUUGACGAAGCACUUCAACAUCCAUACAUGUCGGGGCUAUACGACCCGAAAUUCAAUUCUCCUGUUGAGGUUCCUCUCAAUCUCGACAUCGACGACUCACUUGGGGAGCCUAAGAUCAGGGAAAUGAUGUUGAAUGAGAUGCUGUAUUACCAUCCUGAAGCUGUUGAAGCUGUUUCUACAUUUUCUUAAGGUAUAAUUCUCUUUAAAGACUCGCAUCUAAACAAGAUGAAAUUAAUUUUCCAUACUCUUUUUGGGAUGCUGGAAUCUGAUGUGUUACAAGUUCAUCAGCAAUUUUAGCGCAUUGACACUAUUGCAGCCUUUUUCAACUUGUAAAUAUAACUAUGAAGAAUUGAUGGAUCCAGAAAAGGAUAAACUAUUUUUGUAUUAGUUAUGAAUGUUCGACAUUUUGUUCAUCAUAAUCAAAUCAACAUUUGAAUGUGAAGAAGCCUCUUUUGGGUUCAAAUAUAUGUGGAUUUUGGUGA